ACACUUUUUCAUUUGACAAUUGCGCCUCUCAAAGUAAACAUGUUUGCCCCACAGACUGGAUCCAUAAAAAAACAGACGUGGAUUAAACCGCCUCCUGAAAAAGUAAAAACUGAAGAAAGAACAAUGUACAGUUCCCUAAAAUGUGUGCUGAUUGGUUCACAAUUCAUGGGUCUUCUCCCUUUAUCAAAUAUCACAAAAGGCCAAGAGAAAAUCAGGUUUAAAUGGUUUGAUUUACGGGUUUUUUACAGUAUUUUUUUCAUUGUUCUAUCUGGAAGCGGGAUGUUAGUUUGUGCUGCUUGUGGUUUCGAAAGAGGCUACAAUUUGAUGAGAUUGGCUGAUCAAACAUUUUACAGUGGCAGUUUGAUAACUAUGAUUUUGUAUUUUAAUUUGGCACGCGGUUGGAGUGAGAUAGUUAACAAAUGGUGCAACAUGGAUCAGAUUAUGAAUAAAACUUACGGAUAUCCUAAACAUAUGGACCUAAGUAUCAAAUUUUAUUCCAUGCUAUUUUUUAUUUUAGGCAUAAUAGAUCACGGGUUAAGCGUUACAAGCAGAUACACUAGUCUUAGAUCAAUAUAUAGAGAUAAUUAUACAUCGGCCUACUAUUACAACAAAACUUUUCCAGAAUUAUUUUACUACGUGAACUACAAUUUACCUUUAGGCAUAUACACUUCUUUAGUGGUUACACACGCCAACCUCUGUUGGGCCUUUAACGAUCUGUUUAUUAUAUUAAUGAGCUUGCUGCUCGCUUCUAGGUUCAAUCAGAUUUCAGAGAGGAUUAAGAAAGAACAUGCUACAGUUCAGACCGUCUUGUUUUGGAAGGAAAUUCGGCAAGAUUAUGACAGGCUAUGUCAUCUAUGUGUCGAUUUAAAUAAUAAAAUUUCACAUAUGCUACUACUGUCUUAUUUUCAAAAUAUAGCUUUUAUUUUGGUACAGUUAUUUAAUAGUUUAAAAGAGUUCCCAAGAAUUUUUGAAAAAAUUUACUUCAUAUACUCCUCUUGCUAUCUGCUUUUUAAAACUAUAUCUGUCUCUCUACAUGCCUCCUCAAUAAAUGACGCAAGCAAAAGACCAGCUCUUUAUUUAAACAACGUCCCUUCUAAGGGCUACAAUUUAGAGAUAAAACGAUUGCUGACGCAAAUCAGCUUCGACACGGUAGUCCUAAGCGGUUGUAAGAUGUUCAAAAUUACCAGGGGUCUGAUAUUGAGUAUUGCCACCGCUAUUGUAACUUAUGAGUUGCUGCUUAUACAGCUAACCGCAUACUUGGUAGUUGAGGAAAAGAAAGAUGAUGGAGUACAUUAAUAAGUUUAUGUAAUUGUUAACUAAUCAUCUCAAUCUUAAUCAAAUCUUAUGAUGAGAUGAUAAUUAAUGUUGGCAGUGAUAUCCAAAAUAAUACAUAAAGCUUAGCUUGAUUUUUUUUUGUCAGUUCCAUUCGUGUUGUAGAUAUAUAACCAAAUAAUUAAAACAUUUUGGAAAACCAAAAGAAUAAAAGAUCUUAAUUUA
This is a messenger RNA of Anthonomus grandis grandis, 1497 nucleotides long. Its product is annotated as gustatory receptor for sugar taste 64e-like. The transcript is spliced from 8 exons. Gene Ontology annotation, biological process: sensory perception of chemical stimulus; detection of chemical stimulus involved in sensory perception of taste. Gene Ontology annotation, molecular function: taste receptor activity. Bases 40 to 1296 code for a protein of 418 amino acids. NCBI's taxonomy places the organism in Eukaryota, Metazoa, Arthropoda, Insecta, Coleoptera, Curculionidae. The record is from RefSeq and is a predicted model, not a curated record. Gene Ontology annotation, cellular component: membrane.